Molecule: messenger RNA, 1101 nt
Organism: Enterobius vermicularis (human pinworm)
Lineage: Eukaryota; Metazoa; Nematoda; Chromadorea; Rhabditida; Oxyuridae
Source: the annotation of a GenBank genome assembly
AUGCUUGACACCUUGACUCCGUCAGGCGAGGCUCAGUUUCGUUGGACCGUUUUUGUGCGCUCAGCAGGCUCUCUUCAAUUAACAGACAGAAGUGUUAUCAAUAAGGUUGUUUUCGAACUUCACCCAGACUUUGCCAACCCUAAACGUGCAAUAAAGGAACCUCCAUUUGAAGUAACGGAAACCGGAUAUGCUGGUUUUGUUAUCCCGAUCCAAAUUUCAUUCACCGGUGUUUCUAAAACUUAUAAGCUGAUGUAUGAUAUGAAUCUAGUACUAGAAAAACAGUCAAAGCACUGUGUUGAGCAACUUCUCUUGAUUAAACAGCCAUCCAAUGAGUUUUACGAGUUGGCUAUGAAGUAUGGAGCAAGGGUUAAGAAAGAGAAAAAAAAGAAAGAUAAGUAUAAUUCCAAGCGGGAAUAUGAAGAGGAUAACGAUCAGCUCCAAAAAGAUAGUUUAAACGAAAGACAGGCAAAGAAAAAAAGAAAUGCCUAUUUGGACGACGACAAUGACAAGACUGAUAAAAAUAGAAAUUCUUAUAAUGGCAGCAGACGAAAUAGCCCAUCAAGUGAUUUGUCGAAGAGCUCGAUCAAUGGCAGAAGUAGUCCAGCUAUUGAACGAUUGAAGAAUUCAGCUGUAUCAAGAUCAAGUCCAGCGAAAGACCGUCCGAAAAGCGCGUUGAAUAAUCACCCUUCUCCAUCAGUCGAGAGGUCAAGAACUACGAAUAAAACUACUCCGCCCGUGGAGAGGCCAAGGAGUGCUCCUAAGGAAAAGUUAACCUCGCCGAAUGAACGUCCCAAAGGUGCUGUUACUGAAAAGCUUAGUCCUCCUAGUGAUUCAUCGAGGAACUCUGGUGAUGACCAAUCACCUCCACCCAAAAAAAGAAAGCACGAACUAUCCGUUGAUACCCUUUUAUCUGUACAAAAGAGUUUAAUGGACAUUGGGGAUCCGGAAAGGAUGUUUGCCGUUGUGGAUGCUAUAUUCUCAUCGUCAGAGUGGCCUGUUGCCAGUCUUGAGUACUCGGAGGACACAAAAAUACUCAGUUUUGAUUUAUUUUCCUUAGAUCCAGCUUUGAUCUUGAAGCUUGAAGAACUUUGCCGUAGAUAA